Messenger RNA from Micropterus salmoides (largemouth bass), 5023 nucleotides. RefSeq names its product butyrophilin subfamily 2 member A1-like. The coding region runs from base 56 to 682 and encodes 208 amino acids. NCBI's taxonomy places the organism in Eukaryota, Metazoa, Chordata, Actinopteri, Centrarchiformes, Centrarchidae. The transcript has 3 exons. The record is from RefSeq and is a predicted model, not a curated record.
AAAGCUUAAGAGCAGUUUAGUUUCAGUUUAACCAGCUGCUGCACCUCAGUCUGUAAUGGCUGCUUUAACAUCAGCUCCACUUGUGGUUUUGUUCGCAUGUUCAUGGAUCUUUGUUCUGUGUCAAGGGACACAGGAGCUGAAGGUGAAGGCUGGAGAGAACGCCACUCUUCAGUGUCAGAGUCACAGAGGUGCUGACAUAGACCUGAUAAAGUGGAUCAGACCUGACCUGAAGUCAGAUGAUUAUGUCUUCUUCUUCAAAGAAGGCCGCUCAUAUGAAAACAACCAGCAUGAAUCUUUUCGUGGUCGAGUGGAGCUGAGAGAUCCAGAGAUGAAGGACGGAGACGCUUCUGUGAUUCUGAAGAACGUCAACAUCAACGACACUGGAACAUAUGAGUGUCGGGUUAGAGAGGAAAACGAGACAGGCAAAGUUAAACUGAUCAGCACCGUCAUGCUGAAAGUGACAGAUUCAGGUCACACAGCUGGACACAAGGAGGGAGGAGACAAGGAGGGAGGAAACAAGGAGGGAAAUGUUGGACUGAGUGUCGGUCUGCCAGUUUGUGUGAUUCUUCUUCUUCUUCUUGGUGUUGUUGGUUUUGUGAUCUUUAAAAAAUAUAACAGACCCACAGGGAAUCAACAACCUGCUAUAAACAGACAUGAACUGCAGAACCUGCAGAGAGAUUAAGAGACCAGAGGCAGCAGAUGAGAAUUAGUGAGGAUCCAGACUGAACUCACUCUGGUUACUGUGGGGAGCAGUGAUUGGUCGUUACUCUCUGGCUGCUGAUUGGUGGACUGAACGUGCUGCUGGACAGAAGAAACACAUUCCUCCUGUAAAAUAAACCUGAGCUGUUGACACACGUCUGAUUUCACCUGGAGGCAGGUUAAUGCCAGAUGGGCUGACUGACCAGCAGCUCUGUGGGACAAACAAUAUGACCUGAUGCUGGAACAGCCAGCUGAUUGUUAAUUACAGGAAGUGGUACAGACCGUCGGCACCUCCCCCCACCCCUUCAAGUGGAUCCAUCCAUCCAGGUAGAGUCAGAGGUCAAAUCAAAUUAAACGGGUAAAAGACCAAAAAAGUGAAAAGUUCAGAGAGAAAAAGCUCCAAAUAUUUUAAAUCAACAGUUACUGAUGUCAGUGCUGCUCAACAUCCUGCUAGCUGCAGUUAUAACACUAACAGUCUGUUCUGGAUGACGGAGCUGGACUUUGUUCCCAGUCCGACCCUGAAGAGCUCAGUCCCUGUUGUUUACUCACCGACCUGCAUCAGAGGGGAAAAGAUCCUGUUUGGAUUCACUGCAGCUCUGUUUUCCUGCAUGAGGACAUUUUUCAUCGUCUUCUCUGAGAGCUGCUCAGGAACUCUGACUGUGAAAUGUUCUUAGACAACGAUACAGAUAAUCUGGACUGAAGUGGACUCAUGCUGCUGUGUGGAUUGUGGUGAAAGGCCCGAGAUAAAGUCAUCUGUCAUCUGUUUCCUGUGAAGGUGAGCUGUGUGUGUGUGUUUUCUGGACACUUUGUUGUAACAUCUUCGUGUUAUAUUUUCAUUAACUUUGAGUAUUUGGCAGAGUAAAACAGCACAAAGGUCUGGUAAUCCACAUGUUUUUUAUCACAUUGACUUCAGCUGUUGAUGUUUUCUGAUCUGUUAGAAAGAGACUCUGACAGACAGCAGAGUUCACACAGCCACAUAUUCCUUCUUUAACGGUCAGCUGCAGGCUCAGACUCCCAAAACUCAGCUCACUUUUUAAUUUAAGAAUAAUGAAAUAAUGAGUCGAUUUACAGAAAAACUAAUGUCCAACUAUUUUGAUAAUCGAUUUUCAUGUAAAAACAUCUGCUGGCUGUCACAUGUGAAGAUUUGCUGCUUUUCUUUUAAAUGUAUGUAAUAAUUAUAAAUGUUUGUUAAUAAUUAUUUAGGUUUGGACACAACAGGCAUAUCAGCAAGCAUUAUGUUCUGUAUUAUGUGUUUUAAAACCAGGAAGCUGACAGUCCAGUCUGACUCUUUAUUUACAUUCUAACAGACUUUAAAUCAGGUAACCAAAAGUCAAUAAACCUGAUAAAAACUGGAUCAUCAACUUUCUUUAACUGUAACUUUGUAGCUGAGAACUGAAAGUGAACUCUGAAGGCUCUAAAUGUCUGGACCUGUUUGUAAUCAGAUAAUAACAUGGAGGGACUUUUAGAGGGCAGAGUUUGCUAUUUAGCAGCUCUGAGCUCAUUUUAUCACUUAUUUUAUGAAAAUUAUAAAUAGAAUGAAGAAAAGAAAAAAACAUUUAAAAAACAUACAACAUGUCAGAGGUCACACGCCUCUGGAGCAACUAGAGGUUAAGUGUCCUGCUCAGGGACACAUUGGUGGAUGUGUCACAGUAUAGCCCCAUCCUGUUCCUGUUAAUGUGCAGUCAUAGUCUGGAGCUUUUCUUCUUUGUCUUUAGAGACAUUUUCUUCAGACUUUUAUACAAAUACUGCACCUCAUGAAAUGAGCCAUUAAACUACAUUUUCAAAACUAGAAAGACCUCUCUAUGUCUCCUCCACGUAAAAAGGGAGUUGCAAUAAUAUAAAUGGGAAUGAGGCCCCAUGUUCAAUACCACUUCCCCUUUAUCCUGAACUAGUUCCCCAUUUGCAAUAAAGAAACACACUCAGAUAACUGCUUCUACGCAAUACCUGCAUUACAUUUAAAUAAACUUGUUCUUACUGCCACACAAAGAGGUCUUGUUGGAAGUAAUCUUAUGAUCUUAUGCUACAAUAUUUAUAGUGUGGGGAGAGGUGGUGUUGCACUUUAUGUAAAGUGCUGCUUAAAUGUUUCUGUAUCCUUAUGAAUGUCUAGUUUAAAUAUAUAUAUAUAUAUAUAUAUAUAUAUAUAUUCUGAUUGAUGCAUCACGUGUUUGUGCAACUCUGAAUGGCUGAUUAUGGUUGACCUGAUGGUUUUUUACCUGUAGCAGACACAUUUUAAGACAUUUGUACUGAGCUUAAUCUGACUCAGCUCCUAACCAAACCGACCCGCCCACACCUUAAAAACCUGUAAAAAUCUACUCUGCUAGACGUUGUUUUAACAAAUACUCCCUGUAAAUGCGCAGCCAGUGGGGUCUUUGCUGAUGUCAUCAGUGACGACUGGCCUAUUGCAGGAAUACCACACUUGGGCCUCUCUCUCUGUGAGGCGUGAGCAACAUGCUCUCUUCUUUAUCUAUAAAGCUCUUCUUUCAGAACUACCUCCACAAAUAUCUACUUUCAUUUCUCCAGACUUAAAGAGACUCCAGUGGUCUCCACAGAGCUGAGCAGGACUGCUUUUACUUCCUUCGCUCCAUAUUUAUGGUAUAAACUGCAGACCAAACUCGAGCAAAACUUUAUUUAAAGAAUAAAUAUGAUGUGGUUUGUUAUUGUUCCACUAGAAUUGUACAUUUUGGUUCAUAUAUUCACUUGUUUGUACAUGUUAACAUGUUUACACAGGGCGCAGCCUAAAAAGAGAUCCAGCUCUCAGUCUGAUUCCCUCUUCAAAUACAGUGUGUAGCCUACAUUUAUUCUGCAGAGACUAAACACACUUUGACACGUCACUAAUGGAAAGUGAAAGUAUUUCUGCAGCUUCGGGUCACACAGGCUGUUUUCCAACACAGUGUGCAGUUACAGGAACUGAGUAACAUUAGUAGAACAACCUGAAACAGAAAAGGUUUUUCCCUGAUGUUGUAGAUGUUUGAAGUUAAUGCCCAAAUUAACAUUAGCUUGUUAAAUCUACCUUCCUCUUUCCUCGUCUCUCUCUGCCUCUCCUCAGAUGCUUUCUGCCGACGUGUCUUUACUGUGUUACUUUGUUGUUUUUAGCUUCUCAAUACUUAUUUACUCCUCAUUUCUGAUCUCCUUCAAAUUAAAAGAUUUAAAGAUUUAUAUUAAAAGUUUCUUCCCUCUUGUUUGCGUGCAGACAGACAGAGGAUUUUUCUUCAUGUUUCUACCUUUUCCCUCCUGUGAACAAAGAGAAGCUCCUGUGCUGCAUGUUUAUAUGGAGCUUUCACCCAGAGUGCUUUACAAAGUGCGUCUCAUCACCUGAUUGGCUAAAUCUUCAUAUCAUCAGUCAGUGAUUGGCUCAGCUGCUGCACUCACAUGUUAGUUAGUGUGUUGCACAUUUUAAACAAAUAUUUGCUUGUUUUAAAUGUUGGAGCUGCUGUAGAGCAUGUGUUAAGAGUUAUUUUAGUUAUUUUAUUUUAGGACUUUUCUUUUAAAGCCAUGACAACAUAUUGUUAAAUAAAUCAUGUACAUGCAGAGGUCUGAGGACCAGUUAGUGAGCAGGAAACCAGCAGCUGGACAUCAGUGGUUUGACUGGUUUGAAGGUGUGAAGCUCGACCUCAGUGAGGAGCAGACGACCUCUGGCUCUGCUGGAAACUCUGAACACAAACAAACAAUGUUCUGCUUGGAAAUGAAAUGAAUGAUGUUUUUGCUUAAUUUAGCUCAUGUGUGUUCUUUUCACACACACUCUGACAAACACACACCAAGACAAGCCCCACACACUCUUUAGCUACACUGAUACAAGAUGAAAUAAACCAUUUGGACGGUAUCUGUGAUUCUUUAUCUGGAAUCAGGCACAGAGUUUCUUCCUCAACAGGAAAUGUCAGUAGUUCUGCAGGUAUUUGAUCAUAAAAUGACCUGAUGAUGGCGCUAGAGGAAAAGUUAUUACAGUUUAUCCUGACUGAACUAAGUGGUGACUUUGCAUCCGCAGAGCCGCACUGUUAAAAAACUUACUCCAUUGAUCAAUCAGUCACUGAAUCAAUCGAUGUCCCGAUCACAACGUGCUUCAUUUAAAAUCAUUUAAAAGCCAAAAACUUUUCUUCAGGUUAUCAGUUGAUUAAUAAAAUGAUUACUGAUCUCUGCUGGAAGAAACUUGCCUGUUGCCACAACAACGUCUCCACUCAGAGAAGAUGGCGAGGGAUUGGACCAACCGUAUGAUGAUGUCAUUGCUGAUGUCACCACCGAGGAUCAUUUCAAAGCUAAACUUUCUUCUUCUGUUGUUUGUUCAGCUGGAGGUUUUCAAAGGUUUCUCAAUAAAGUAAAAAGAAAAUCA